GGGCUGGCUUGUCAGUCCCUCCCUCUUUGACUUCCCAGACACUGAGUCUGGAAUGAGAAUUCACCUGCCUCUGAGUUGGCUGCUGAGGGGGCAGGGGUGUUACUUGAGUUCCCAGGUUGGAAGAUGAUGUCACGCAGCUCAAGCUAUAUAAGCUGACUGAUGUGGAAGAGCUCAACAGGGCCAACUCAAGGGGUUCAAUCCACAGGAACCAAACCUACAGACCCACUUCGGGCAAACAUGAUGAUGCUGAAAGUGGAGGAACUGGUUACUGGGAAGAAGAAUGGCAAUGGAGAGACAGGGGAGUUCCUACCUGAGGAUUUCAGAGAUGGAGAGUAUGAAGCUGCUGUGACUUCAGAGAAGCAAGAUGACCUGAAACCACUUCCAGGUCACCCUGUGACCCUGGGGGAACAACAAUGGCAAAGUGAGAAACAGAGAGAGGCAGAGCUCAAGAAGAAGAAACUAGAACAAAGAUCAAAACUUGAAAACUUAGAAGACCUUGAGACAAUCAUACAGCUCAAGAAAAGAAAAAAGUACCGGAAAACCAAAGUUCCAGUUGUGAAGGAAUUUGAACCUGAAAUCAUUACAGAACCUGUGGACGUACCUAGGUUUCUGAAGGCUGCCCUGGAGAACAAACUGCCAGUAGUAGAAAAAUUCCUGUCAGACAAGAACAAUCCAGAUGUCUGUGAUGAGUACAAACGGACAGCUCUUCAUAGAGCAUGCAUGGAGGGGCAUUUGGCAAUUGUGGAGAAGUUAAUGGAAGCUGGAGCCCAGAUCGAAUUCCGUGAUAUGCUUGAAUCCACAGCCCUCCACUGGGCAAGCCGUGGAGGAAACCUGGAUGUCUUGAAAUUACUGCUGAACAAAGGAGCAAAAAUCAGUUCCCGAGACAAGUUGCUCAGCACAGCAUUGCAUGUGGCUGUGAGGACGGGCCACUACGAGUGUGCAGAGCAUCUCAUCGCCUGUGAAGCGGACCUCAAUGCCAAAGACCGAGAAGGAGAUACCCCUUUGCAUGACGCUGUGAGGCUGAAUCGGUAUAAGAUGAUCAGACUUCUGAUUACGUAUGGUGCAGACCUCAACAUCAAGAACUGUGCUGGGAAGACCCCAAUGGAUCUGGUGCUGCACUGGCAGAAUGGAACCAAAGCAAUAUUCGACAACCUCAAGGAAAGUGCCUACAAAACCUCUCGCAUAGCUACAUUCUAA
Molecule: messenger RNA, 1197 nt
Organism: Chrysochloris asiatica (Cape golden mole)
Lineage: Eukaryota; Metazoa; Chordata; Mammalia; Afrosoricida; Chrysochloridae
Gene: ANKRD1
Product: ankyrin repeat domain 1 (cardiac muscle)
Exons: 9
Coding region: 160-1197 (345 amino acids)
Biological process (GO): regulation of transcription by RNA polymerase II
Cellular component (GO): nucleus
Molecular function (GO): RNA polymerase II-specific DNA-binding transcription factor binding
Source: RefSeq, a predicted model, not a curated record